UGAGGCGCGCGACGUAAACAAACUUCAUGCGGCGGGAAUGUGGACGCGUUUUCCCUGAAGUUCCCCGGUUUUCCUGCCGAAACAUGAUCCCUGCCGCCGCUUCUCGCUGGAUUCGGAAGGAGAACCAGCCGGUGUUCAACGUCAUGUGGAAGUGCGUCGUGUCCGGCUGUGCGAGCCGCAUGGGGACCGUGAACCGGGGCGCGUUGAAGCGAGGACCGAAACGGUUCUUCAGGUUCCCCACAUCUCCGGACCGAGUCAAGGUAUGGCUGGCGGCGUUGAGGGAAACCGAUAAGGAUCCGUCUGAGCAGCAUUUCAUCUGUGAGGAUCACUUCCUGCCGGAGGAUAUUUCAGGAAACGACGUUCGGAGCGACGCCAUUCCCAUCAUGCCUCCUUAUCUGGACGGGCCGCAGUUCCCGACCGGCGCCGAUCCGUUACUGGAAGAGGACCAGUGGGCGACCGGCGGCUGGGGUGAUGAAGAGGAGGAGGACGAAGAUGAAGCAGCAGAUCAGAACCCAAACAGACCUGCUCAGAAUCCGUCAGAACCUGAUGUGAAGAGUGAAUUCUGUCCUCGGGAUGAAACAACAGACUGGUUCAUCAGAGAAGGUACUCCUCUGACCCGGCUCACGCGGGGUUUCCUCCAGCUGCUCAUGGUCGACCCAGACGCCUCGCUGGGCAUCAGGGAGGCGGCGGAGAAGCUCCAGACCCACACGCACCGAGUCCGGAGCGUCGUGGACGUCCUGCAGGGUGUCGGACUCGUCCAGAGCGACUCGGAUGAGCGGGUCCGGUGGAUAGGAAGUAGCCCCAUCUUCAGCUUCCUGUGGAGAGACACUUUGACCUUCCUGACGAUGCUGCAGGGGCUGAAGGUCAUGGAGGAGGAAGUGGACCGUCUCUUUAAAUCCUGCGCUCAGCAGCUCUUCGACCUCACUGAGGAUGAGGAGAACUCUUCGCUGGCCUACGUCCGCUGCGAUGACAUCUGUCGCCUUGGAGACCUGCAGCAUCAGACGGUGAUGGUCAUCAGAUCUCCUCCAGAAACGAAGCUGAUCAUUCCUCCUCCUGACGAGGAUGGGAUUCGGAUGCAGCUGAAGUCGGAAAACGGUCCCAUCGUGGCACUGACCUGUGACAUGGGAACUGUGACCUCUGAACUCACAAACAGCAGUGUGACCUUCUCGGCGCUGGAGAGUCGCGUCAGGGCGUGUACGAUUGAUGAAGUGGUGAACAAGAAGAUGAAGAUCUAGGAAGAGGAUGAAGAUUUUGUCAGCAG
Poeciliopsis prolifica (blackstripe livebearer) is the source of this 1261-nucleotide messenger RNA. Its product is annotated as transcription factor E2F3-like. Gene Ontology annotation, cellular component: RNA polymerase II transcription regulator complex. The record is from RefSeq and is a predicted model, not a curated record. Gene Ontology annotation, molecular function: protein dimerization activity; DNA-binding transcription factor activity, RNA polymerase II-specific; RNA polymerase II cis-regulatory region sequence-specific DNA binding. Gene Ontology annotation, biological process: regulation of transcription by RNA polymerase II. The coding region runs from base 27 to 1235 and encodes 402 amino acids. NCBI's taxonomy places the organism in Eukaryota, Metazoa, Chordata, Actinopteri, Cyprinodontiformes, Poeciliidae. The transcript has 9 exons.